Messenger RNA from Hemiscyllium ocellatum (epaulette shark), 5892 nucleotides. RefSeq lists its product as uncharacterized. The transcript has 3 exons. Bases 877 to 2235 code for a protein of 452 amino acids. Gene Ontology annotation, biological process: regulation of transcription by RNA polymerase II; sex differentiation. The record is from RefSeq and is a predicted model, not a curated record. Gene Ontology annotation, molecular function: RNA polymerase II cis-regulatory region sequence-specific DNA binding; DNA-binding transcription factor activity, RNA polymerase II-specific. NCBI's taxonomy places the organism in Eukaryota, Metazoa, Chordata, Chondrichthyes, Orectolobiformes, Hemiscylliidae. Gene Ontology annotation, cellular component: nucleus.
UAACUGGAAAGCAGUCUCCAGACUACCAACCCGGCAGAUUCAGUUCAGUAAGAGUUUAUAAGGUUAAGACAGAAGUGACACAUCACGAGGGUGACAUAUCUGUAUGGUAUGUUACUGAGAGAGAGAAAAAAUUGAAACUUUACUUGGAAGGAGAAAUUGCCACAAAUGACCACCGGCAUCUCUCUCCAUGACAAAUGGUUACGUUUAUCUCGAGAUUUACCCUUUCAGGAGGUGAAGGGUAAGGUGUCUGGAGUCCCAUGCGCUCCCACAGCAGCGAGGGGUUGGCUGUGCUCCUCACCAUAUUCUAACCACACACAGGAAUGCACAUGGUGAUUAAAGACACGCAACAUACGCUGCGUUGGUUUAGUCCAGAAAGUACGAGAGCAAUGCUUUGGCAUUUCAGUCCGCCAAAAUCGGUCCAUUUUUUCGGAACUUGAUUCACUUUCUUUGUAAGAACCGAAGCCGACGUGGAGCUGAAUGGAUUUACCUCGAGGUGACUGCAAGAGCUUGGUUUGGACAUAAGCCCCCCCCCCCAGCAAUUUGGGCUUCAGGAAAUAAUCGGACAAGUUUGCUGAACAAAAGGCAUCUCAGCAGCCGAAGGGUUAUUUCUGCUGAUGGCGAGUCUCUCAGUGACGUCGCGAGUGGUUGAGUUACUCUGGGUGGCAAAUGCAAGACAAGUUUGGUUUAAAUGCUGCGAUAGACGCGAGAGAUCAGUCCAGAUAGAAGAGUCUGCGUGUGGGGGCAGGGGGGUGGCUCACUGUAUCCCAGGAAUAAAAGGACAGCGUCCCAGCGAGUUCUGAACUAGAUUCAGGCAAACACCCAGUGACCCAUCUGAAGCCAGGGAACACUGCAGUCCCAUACUCUGCAGAUUUCCAGAUGUCUGUGCACCCUCGGGAGGUGGGGUCACCGUCCCAACGACCCGACCGGGCCAACGAGGAGACCAUUGAUGUGGAAAGUUUGGAGAUCUUUUCCCAAGGUGACGGUCUGCGCUGCGUCCAAGAGGAUGGGGAAGGGGAGGAGGAGGAGGAGGAGGAGGAGAGGGUGGCGCAGAAGCCGGCCCUCGAGCACCGCAGGCUGGCCAGGAGCCCCAAGUGCGCUCGCUGCAGGAACCACGGCGUCGUCUCCUGCCUGAAAGGACACAAGAGGUUCUGCCGCUGGAGAGACUGUCAGUGCACCAACUGUCUCCUGGUGGUGGAGAGGCAGAGGGUGAUGGCAGCCCAGGUAGCUCUGAGGAGGCUGCAAGCCACAGAGGUAAAGAAAGGUGUGAGCUGCAAAGAAUCAACAGCCUCGGUCCGCAGGACAUCUUACCAGCGUUACCCUCGGAUGCCUAGCCUCCUGGCAAAAAGCAUUUUGGAAGGUUAUCGGCCUUCACAGGAUGACAGUUUCUCCUGUCCAAACCGUUUUGUUCUACCACCACUAAGUGACAGAAUGAGGAAAAGGAGAGCAUUUGCAGACAAGGAGCUGGAAAGUGUGAUGCUUGAGAGAGAGUACAGAGAGAGAGAGUUACAAGAAAUUACUGCAGUUCAAGCAUUCAUGAGACCCUGUGUGGAAACUAUCCCAGAGUACAACUUACUUAGGUUCAGCUACAACCAGUUUUUUGACCCAUCACAACUUAACCCUUCAACAUCCGGGGACUUACUGAACUUUUACAUUCCUCUUGUGCACACAAACCCUGCCGUCUGGGGCUUUGGAACUCAGUGUUACCAAGGAAACGUUGAACAUUCAGCAAACAUAACAGGCUGCACCUCUGAACAAGCAUCAGGCUAUACUUCAGCAUGGGGGCAAAAGCCUACAGCAGUCAACAACUCAUUCUAUUCAAACAGUACGUACAACCAUAGCAACUUACCUGAACAGUUGGAUCCUAUGCGGAAAAUGUUAUCAAACGGAAAGCUAUCCUCAAAGGAACUGUGUUCUGGUCAUAGAGAUUACUGCACUGAGGCAACAAUUACAAAUAACAUUGACUCAGCCUCUGAACGUCCAGCUGUUGGCCUCUUACAGAAAAAAAAUGCACAACACACAGGUCUGUCUGAAAAGCAUAUUUUACUGAAAAAUUACUUACCCCCAGAUUCACAUGUAGUCCCUGAGCUGAGCACUAAAUCUGGCCCACACAGCUUCAUUGCAAGAGAAACUUUAAGACAAUUUGCAAAGAAAACACAGGAACAUUGUUCUCGUAGUCAAGUAAGAAUAACUAAACAGCUGCUUCCAUUUUCCGUGGAAUCCCUUUUGAAAACAUAAAUUUAAAGACCGGUUUUAUUCCAGUUUAGAAAAAUUCCAUUUGAAUUAAGUUUUGCUUUCUCCUGAAGGAGGAUCCAAUGCAGAUAUGUUCAAAAAAAGUCUGAUAACCCGCUUACAUUUAAAAGGCAAAUUGUCUCUUUUCCUUUUUGUUUAAUUAUUGUUAAUAAAAUGUCCUCGAAAUGCUUGUCUUUUGACCAUUAAUUAAAGAGGUUCUUUUAUUCUCCAUCAUAUUCGAUGUCUAUUUGUAUAUGUAAAUUAGAAUGAUCUGUUCAAUUAGUUGUUAAUUCUAUUUGAAAAAGAAAUCUUCAUAAAAAAAAUGCACAGAUGACGGAAUUCUGAAAUGAAAAAAUAAUAGUAGAAAUUGUCAGCUAGUCAGGUAGCAUCUAUAUAGACAGAAACAGUUACAAUUUCAGUUUGAUGAUUUUUCAUAAGAAUUGCUUUUAUAAAACACUUGAGCUUCCUAAUGAAAUAACAGUAAUCAAUACAUGAUCAUAAGGGAGACAUGAGUUAAAAAAAACCUUUGAGCCAUAUUUUCAGUGACCUCAAUGAGGGAAUAAGGAAUCACUGUGAAAAUAAGUAUAUGAGAAAGUAAUCCUAUCAACACUUCUUUUCCUUUAAUUUUAUUCAAAAAGAUAUUCCAUGACUUAAUGGAAAUGUUCAACAGGGAACUCCAUUAUCCAACUCCUUUUGGAAAUUAAAUACUCCAUGACUGAAAACAUUGCUACUAUCCAGGCAGUUAGUAGAUAGGUUGAACCUUUUGGUUUGUAUUCCUUUGUCUGGUCAGGUGAUAGCCUCACUGAGCUUACCAGGAAAAGUCAACCGUGAUUCCUACUUCUGAUUAUUAUUCAAUAACUCUAAUUACACCAGUGUGUACAUUUGAUUGCAUAAAACCUGAGUAACCUUUCAGGUUGAAGUGAACCAGACAAUAUCCAUGUUAACUCAUUGCUGAACAAUCCAGUGGUAGUGAUUGUAAUACAACUAAUAAUGAUUAAGGUCCACAUGACUGAAGUCAGUACAAUAAUUCACUUCAAGUAGCACUCAGAAUUAUUUGAGACCCUUCACAAUUGCUGUCUCAGGUAUUCUUUUCAAAUUAUGAUUAUGAUUACAUUUCCAUUGAUAUUAAGCUGUUUGGAGCUGCUGACACCCUUCUAGCUAACAUCCUGUGUUGAUGCCAUCUUAAGUAUAGUUAAUGUAGCUUCUCGUGUAACAUUCAGUAACUUAUUCCAUUUGUGCUACUGACUACAUCUCUACUGAUUCUAAUUCAGUUCUCUAGCACUCUCAGCGUUUCAUGAUUCAGAUAGCUGCUUACUGUUACUCCAUUGAUAUUAACCUAGCCCCCUCAUGUUAACAACUUACUGUUACUCCAUUGAUAUUAACUUAGCCCCCUCAUAUUAAUAGCUUUUCGGCAGUAUCUUGCAUCAUACUCCAGAUGGCACUAUCUUUUCAGAAACAAAAUGUUUGCUAGUGAGAUCAACAGAGAGUUGUUCCUACACCAGAGCUUCACAUGCUGCUUAUUAAAUUUUACUUACUAACGAGAAAAAUAAAACUUCAGCUGCUAUUGGUAGCAAUAUUUAAUACCUAAGAUUUUAUUAUUAAGUUUUUUGCUGGCAAUCUGAGGCUGGCAAUUAGUGAUUUGCGCACAUUUGAAUAUCUGUCCAUGAUUUGUACUCUCUCCUGCUCAAUGAUGGUGUAAGAGGACAGUAUAAGUUUUACUGUAUCAAAAAUUGCAUGAUGUUAGAAUAUCAGCCAGUGUUUUGUUGUAAGUGUAAUUAAUGACUGUAUUUCUUAUCAUGUUAUUUCUACUCUUUCCAUUGCUAAUCUGAUCAACUCUAAUGCUUUAAAUGACUUUAAGUGUUUAAUCCUCUGGGAACAAUCAAAAAGAUGUAAUUUUAACAUACUCUCUCAACCAUCAACAGAUCCACUGUCCAGAGUGGUCAGAAAAUUUUAUAAGCAAUUUAACCUGUUACUCUAACCACCAAGCUAUAAAUAUUUUUAUCACAUUGAUUGAGAAAAGGGUUUUCAAAUGCUGUUUUUAGAUGAGGCAUCAUGUUUUUUUUUAAAAUGGUGUUUGUGUUUAAAAAGGCUGAAAUUAAAUGGGGAAACUAUACAGUAGAACUAGGACAUUUAAAAGUCUAAAUUCUAUAUUACAUAGAAAAUAGCAAUGAUAAUGAGGGGAUAUUUCAGUACAGAAGCUAAUCAUGAUAUUCAAGUCAUAUAGUUAUGAGAUAAUUGCAUUUUUUAUGUUAAAUUAAAAAGAAAUAGGCCUCAGAAACCUUAGUGCUUCUACAACACUGAACAUUAAGACACAGCUGAUCUGAGGAUUAAUGAAUUCUCUUGAAGAGGCCAUACUGCAAGAUUUAGAUACACAAACAUAUACACUGAAACAGAGUUUUAGAAAGACUUUUAAAACUUUUUAAGAACAGUAAGUUACUCAUUUAUUUUCCCUAAAUUAAUCAAUUGCUCAAAUUCUUGAGCAUCAAAGCAGUAAGUAAGUUUUUGUAUUCUAUUUAACUCAAUUUUCCAUUAAAGGUAAUAAGAUGUUACUACCUUUUUUAAAAUGUGAAAAAGAACAAGUACAGAGUGAGUAAAGAUGCCUAAUAACCUAGUGACAUAUUUGGAUUGAAGUAGCUAAAAUAUCCCAAUGUGCCCAAGUGUUGCAUUAUUCAGUGACAGCCAUGUGCUCAUUUUAGCACUUCUAAAAUUAGAAAGGUUUCUUACAUUACUUUAACAUUAGAUUGGUUCAAAUUUCACUUCAGGGACUUGAACAUACUAUCUAGGCUGACCCUCUAGUGCAGUAUGAAUAAAGUGUUACACUGUCAUAUAUAAUGGGCUGAAUCUACAGAGUAUCAUACACCCUGCCCCAUGUAACCCCUUUCCCCCACAUGCUAAUGUGGUGAGUUGGGGGUUAGCUGCCCUUUGGAAGAAUGGCUGCCCUGCUGUCAUUUUUGGUUAUUAGUAGGCUGGAGGCAGGACUUCUCCCCAGUAGAUAGGAGGUCCGACCACAGACAACUGCUCGGCCAAUUUCCUUCUCUAUACCAGCAUCAGAUGGGACCUGUGGCCACUGCUAGGACUACAGACAAUUCCUAAUGGAGAUUCUCAGGCCUGGUAACAAGACAACCGGGAGAGGUAGGGAGAAUGAGAAAGCUUUGCUUAAAUAGACAGGUCCCUUUAUAAAGGGAUUGAGGAAUUCGGAUAUGGCUUUCAGAGGCUGCGGGGGAGGUAAAAGAAAGGAGUACAAUCCUGAUGUGGGGGAGGAAAGGUGACUUCAAGAGGCACAGUUGAUUGACAAAGGAGGUCCCUUUCUUCUCUGACCCCAGUCCAUGCAGCUAAAGCUGCUAGGCUACUGUCGGGCAUGGCCCUCCAUUUGUGCGGGUAAAAUUGCAGUGGAGACUAACACUGGUCCUAAUACUGGUCCUAAUACUGGUCACUUAAUAGGUUCAAGGGCAGGCAGGCCACCUAAUAUCUUCACCAUCACCUGUCCAACUUUAGACAGGUCAGGGAUAGGUGGUGGGAAGGCUGCAGGCUGCAUUUUAUGAGCACUGCUCCUCAAAUCCACUGGUGGUGCAGGGUAAAAUGAGCCACUUUCAGGUAAGAUAUUAAAUUGAGGCCCCAUCUAUCUUCUACAGGAUAGGUGAGUGGGGGUGGGGAUGGAGGUGA